UCCAGAGGCUUGUCACGUGACUCGGAUGCUUUCAAAGUGAUCACCAAUCUUACAUGUUUAGUGCACCGUAAGAAAAUUUAGAGAACGGAUCACCAAUCUGUCGAUCGUAAGAACCGAAGGAGGAUUUUCUUUCAUCUUAGGGUUUCCGGCACAUGCAGCAUUUUGCCUGGCGCGGCAGUCGUGGAAACAAGCGGUGAGGAAGAUACCAGAAAAGGAUUGGGUAACACCGAAAUCUUCGGAGUUGCACUAUUACUGAUUCUACACACACAUUUAUGUUAGGUAUGGUUUUAAAAUUAGUCGUGGAUUGUAGACGUCUUUAGACGUAACCGUAUCAAGUCCGAAAUUUUAUCUGAAAUCAGAAUUUUACCAGUUGACUAAAUUUUCUCACAAAUCACUUUGAAUAUCGUAAGACUGCUCGAGCUACAUCAUCUAUUGAUCACACGUCCAAAGGCAUAUCUGAUAUCUUUAACCUCUUUGGCGGGCAAUUUGAAUAACGAGAUCAGAAACCAGGGUGAUAUUUCAAAACGGAAUAUAUUCAUUUCAAGGUUUAUGCACUCGCAAGACGUUGACAGAUGAAGGCCAAUUACGUUAUCCAGAUCUGACAACAUACACGCGCACUUUUUUGGUAUGAAUCGCAAGAGGAAAGCCAGAUAGAGAAAGCGAAAGGAAGAUUUUCAACUUGCCCUUCUGCAUCGUCUUGUCAUUUGGAAGUAAUUUGUGAGCGCCUGGAGCGACACAAGUGAGGUGCGUGUUUUGAUUUCGUCGCUGUUUCUUUCACUAUUCUUGUGUAGCACCUGUCUUUAGACCGCCACAUUUACAUUUCUCGUUCGCAAGAAUUAAGCCAUCCAGGCGGAAAUAUUAGGGAAUAUCGAGGGAGUGUGGAGGAGAAAGAAAGAAGUGAUAGAAAAAGUCCUCCAAAAAGGGACCCUACUUGUGAAAUUCUUGUCCGUGACUACGUAAUAGCGCAACGCAAGCGCUCUUGCAUAAAAUCGGGCGGAACGCCUGCAUGCAUCUUGCGCCAGAACUGUCCAGCAUUCGUGUUUCGCCCCUUACUUUGAGAGGUGAUUGUGAAUUGUGAACAACGAUUAGCAUUCGAUUGCUGUCGAUAGGAGCCUCCGAUUGUUACGCAUGAGCGACUUUGUUUCAUCUUGCAUCAACUACGUCCGAAUCAGUUUAGUCGUUGUCAUAGUAACGGAUUUACUCGAACGAGAAACAGUGUUCAGUCAAGAGAGAGAAUUUAGUCGUUGAGAAAAGCACUUUCUUUUCCUUCUUGAAAAAAAAAAACAUGUCAUCGCAGCAUCAUAUUCGGGCGCAAUAUUAUACCUUUCACCGCAUUCAUCCUUACGUUCAUAGCAUACUUGAUACUCUACUCUUCACCGGAAAUUGACAUAUCAAUAUCUUACACGCCAAAGGGAAAGGUGUACAUCUUACAGGAUUAUUGCAUUUUAUCACGUACAGUUUUAAAUCUUAUUCGAGGGUCGAAAUAGUUAUAGAGUUUGUGUCGUCACGCCAAAGAUCUGCAUAGCGUCACAACAGCCACGCAGCCUAUUCAGCAGCUAAUGAAGUUCAAAUAGUAAUUGGUUUCGACCUUCGGGGCCAAGCUGGCACAGUGAGGGUUCUAUGCUCCGACCCCUCGUUUCGAUACAUCGCUAAUCCUUCAACGAUUAUCAGACGACGACGAAUGCAAAUCUGUGAACCGAGCGUAUCAAUUUUUUUCCACCGGAGGUGAAUGCAAAACAAAAACACAUCGCGUGUCCAUGUGAUGAUGAUUAUCUUUGAAUUCCAUGACGACGAUGUAUUUCUAGAUUGUGUGAUCUAUUCUGGUGACAACUAGAGGUGAAAAUGUAUGUUAUUAAUUCUGUUUUGGUGCAUUCACGUUAAGGGAGUGUCGAGCUUGCCCUGGAUAGAGUGAUUGGAGAGAAAUUGAUAUUCUGCCAAUUCUCUUUCCUCAAUUACACUAGUGUUCUCAGUUAAUGUUUUCUACUAAUGUGUACGACGAAUUUCGCUAUAUUCUUCGAUAUUGAAUGAAACCGCUUUCGCCCUUUCAGUUGGAUUGCUUAAAUCGUGUCGAUAGUUGGGAGUAGUUUCUCCCCAUUUAAAGAGAGUUGCUUUCUGACAUCUUUUAAUGCGUCUGAAAGAGAACAAUGGAGGAUGUAGAUUCGAACUACACACUGAUAUACUACCAAAACGACAACGACUCGUUCACAAACUCCGAUACGCCGUCGGAAGGCUAUACGACGGGUGUUCUUUCCGUCAUCGGAAUCGUUCUUGUUAUCAUUAUCUUCGCUACCAUUUUUGGAAAUAUCUUGGUUAUACUAUCACCGACCGUCAAUCGCAGGUUACGGAAUGUCACUAAUAUGUUUAUUGUGUCGCUUGCGGUCGCCGACUUGUUGCUGGCAAUUCUUGUUCAACCGUUCAGUGGUCUGAUGGAGCUGCGCAACCAGAGAUGGAGUUUCGGGGCCAUAGUCUGUAAUCUUUACGUGUCUUUUGAUGUACAACUCUGCACUGCUUCCAUCCUCCACCUCUUUGCCAUCAGCAUCGAUCGGUAUAUCGCUAUCAGUGACCCUAUGAACUACCGGAAGCGCCUCGAUAGACGAAAAGCGGUGAUUACCAUCACCAUCGUUUGGGCAGUGUCCAUAUCAAUAUCAUUUUUACCAUUGCAUCUCGGUUGGAACACGGACUCGGGAGAGAUCCAGAACUUCGCGCAACCGGAGAAGUGUUAUCUCCACGCGAACACAUUUUUUGCUCUUUUGGACGGGCUCCUACUUUUCUAUCUACCUCUGACAGUUAUGUGCUGUUUGUAUUUCCGCGUACUCAACAUUGCGCGCAACCAAGCGCGUAAGAUCAAUUCACAGACUGCACAUGUGUCAGCGCAGUACAACGGCAACGCCAAGUCCACGUCGCGCGAAGUCCUGAAAGCGCCGAAACCACGCGCUGGCGUGGAUGAACAUCGGGCUACUAAAAUGCUUGGCGUUAUCAUGGGGAGUUUCAUCAUCUGUUGGGUGCCCUAUUUUACCAUCUUUACUUUUAUUCCUUUGUGCAACUGCGAGGUUCCGCAGGCCUUGUCGUCGGUUGCUUUGUGGCUGGGGUAUUUGAACAGCACGCUGAAUCCCAUCCUGUACGCAGCACUCAACCGGGAAUUUCGGCGAGCGUUUCGGAAACUAUUGCGACUGAGACGUUACAAAAGUCACGACGGCAACACGUAUAUCUCCCAUCUAGAGCUGUCCACGCCGCAUCUUUUGUCGGGCCAAGACGGUAAAUGCAGCGCAUCAGCAGGCAGGAGAGGAAAGAUGGGGAAUGGCAGUCCUACAGAUGUGGACUCACGGAAAAAUUCAAGGGAGAGCAGAUUAAGUAAUGUGUGCUUGAACGGUGUCAAUGGGCAAUAAUUCCACUUGGUCGAGAUCUCUAUCCAUUAUUAGAAUCUAUUGAUAUAUCGUGCUUACUGGUUGAAUAAAAAGUUAGAAAUAAUUGCAAACUCAAUCUGUUUCGACUGAAGACCCCAUACUUUUCAUUCUCUUUCCAAAUUAUUACUUACCAUUUUAAGUAGAUGAGUCGUCACACGCAGAUAAAUCAGCAUAUGUAUUCACUCAUGUGUGAAAUUAAAAAAAAAACGAUUCAGUAAGUUGGCAAGUUAUUAAACCAAAACAGAAUUUAGAUUUUAAUAUUUUUAAACAAUGUAAGAGUUAAGGGCGUUUUCAUGAAAAUGACAUAUUUUCAUAUCACUUAUUUUGACGAAAUGUAAAGUCUUGUCAUGCACAAAUUUUGAUAUAUUAUAUGCAUUGAUGAUUUCCGUAUUGCUUUACGUGUAGAUUGACGUUUUGUGAAACUAUGUUCAAAUCGGUUUAGACUUGUUAACGCAAAAUAGUUAUGCAAUCAGUUUUAAAAUAACUGUAUUAUUAGAAUGUAAAGUAAUGUGAAUUUGAAGUCCGUAGUUCAGUACUAAACAAAAUCGCAGACGUGAGCGUGAUACGAUUUAGACAAAUUUUACAUCAUGCUACAAUUUUCAGAUCUAUUUUUACAAGAUUCCAUUUUUAUCCGAACGUUCUGGCUACCCUUAAAAGUCACUUUGUUUUUACGAAAUUAGCGUAGACUGGCUCCAAGUAAAAAGAAAGUGUGUGUGUAUCUUUAUGCUUGCUACCUUCAAGUCAAGCCGUAAAAGAAUCUGCAAAUGUUCAGAAGUAUUUUUUUACCCUGCAUUAUUCUCCGCAUGUGUAACAUCAGCCCUUUUAGUGUUGUUUGUAAGAAACUUUUUACCCCCCAUUAGCCAUUAUAAAUAAUGGUAAAGUGUCCUGUUUUCAAGAGCUUCUUAUAUACAGACUCUCAUGUAACUGCCAUAUAAUCCACAAUUGAAUUGUUUUAAUAUAGUCUCCUUGAAGAGUUUGGUUAUGAGUAAAGUUCUGGCUAUCCUCUGAGCUGUUAUCUUUGGUUCUAUCUAUUUCUUAUUCAAGAGCAAAUCCCAUCGGCAAUUCAUGAAAACCCGCCAUCGUCAAAGUUUGUUUGGUAAUCAAAUAAAACUUUCAUUUUAUUUCAAUUCUCUCUGCUAAACGUUAGUUUAGAUUUUAGGCGUCUUUUUGUAAGUCCUGUAUAAGUUGCGAUUUGAGAGUCAAAACUCCAUCACCGGCGAUGGGAGAUGAGCUUCAAUAAGUCAACUGAGGGAUAUUGUUUGGGGGCAGGGGAUCUGUGUGUCAAGAUACCGUCAAGGCACCUGAUGGGUAACCUAAUUGUGAAGCUCUUCUUUUUAACUUCCAUCCCGCGCGUUAUCCUCCCACCAGCGAACACUGUGCUUUGAGCAGCCGCUGCACCUGCUCCGCGCGACAUCCAUUUUCCGUCUUAUAACCUCAAGACGAACAUUCUGCUGCGAGGCAGUAGGACGUUAAGUCGUAGCAUUUGAGCGACGUUAAAGGCAUUCUGGUGAUGAACCGUUUGGUUGUGAACCAUUCGGCACUAAAAGCUACGCAAUAGCUUAUAAAAUCAGACGUUUGCAUGAGAUGAUUUAUAUCGAAACUAUGAACUAAUUUUGAUAGUUUUUGGUUGACUAGGACUUUGGUGGGUUUCAUUGCUUGACAUAGAACGUAUUUACUUGACAAAUUACCAUUUCCCAUUCUGACAUAAAACUGUGCCACUUUGCUUGUCAUUGAUCUUGUUGGCAUGCCAAAGCAUUGACAAAGAACUGCUAGUUCGUAACAAUUACUGAGUAAAUUACUUGACGUCGGUCUGUAGCUGUGCCAUUUGCGUGAAGCGCGACAACGUCUCUUACUUGACAUAGACCGUUUUUCUUGACGAAAUGUGUAGUGUCAUUGCCUCGACCUUUAGGACUGCGUUAAUUUUGUUCCAAUAUCACAGUGGCCGUUGCCGUUCUUAGACCGGCGUCAUUUGACAUGGCAUUUGCUUGACAAAAAUGCUUAUAAUAUUGUAGAGGAAAGAUAGCAUCAUUUUCACGACGUAGAACCGUAGAUCACCAAAAUUUAUUCAUAAAUAGAGUCUGACCUUUCCUUUUAAUAAUGUAAUUUUAAUUUCCAGACAUUGUUUCAAUCUCGAUUUUUAAAAAUUCACACAUUCCCUUGUUUCUGGGUGAUUAUUUUAUUCAUUUCAAGAUAGUCGAUGACCGAGAAAAGUGAAUGAAAUCUAUUUUCCAGAAGAGCAGCAUUAUAACGUAGCCUGCAAAAAAAUCAACGAAAUCUGAUUUUGUGCACGAGUAUGGUAAUGAUAUUGCAUUCCCACGGGGAUAGAAUACAAAAGUGCUGAAGCAUUGUAUAAUUAUGAUGCGUAUUUUCAGUCAAAACAGGCUGUUAUACAAUUAGACUUGCCUCGUGUCAAAUAUUCACGAGGAUAAUUGGAGAAUAAUUUGAACUCGAUUUCGAAACUGUGCCAAUGGACCUUGGCCAGUGGUGUGACUCGCAGGUUGCAUUUAGAAGUUAAUCUGACUCCCAAAUUGAUUGAAAAAGUAGACCAUAAUCACAAAAAAUAUACAAGAAUUUUGGUGUGUGUCUUUCAGGCAUUGAGGAGAAAUGGGAAUUGUCAGUGCGUGAAUUAAGCCACUUGGAAACAAUUGUUUUUUAGAAUAUGCAUACUGAAAUUCUGCUUUAAUGAAAUUCGACACAACUUUGUUUUUCCUAUAAAACUUCAGAAAGCUACAAUUUUGUUAACGGACUUUCAGACAGACUAUCUUAACAGAACAACGACCUGAAAUAAAACCUAGGGUAUGUUUCAAAAAAUAAAUCCGGCAGUUUUAAACCUUGUAAACAUGUAGAGACAAAUGUUUGAUGAAUAAAAAGAAUACAUCAAAUCUAUUUCUUGCAACCCAAUGCCUUGCAUCAUUUAAGUAGUAAUUUUGAUAGAAUUUUCUAUAAAAAUAAAUAAUGAACAGAUGAAGCCGAAAUCUGAUAACUUGAUAAUAUUCACGAGGUAUAAUUACGAACAGCCCAGUAGUUACGUCUCUCCCUCUCCCCACCCCUCCGAACGAGGAAAAUGUGUUGUAAACUGAAGGGAGAAGAAAAUAAUUUGACAGAGUUCUAGAGGGCAUGUAUCAUUAGACUUAUAUUUUCAAAACCCGAUACAUCUCUAAUAAAGCAACCAAUGCUAGUUGCUUAUUCUUACUCACUGUAGACGGAAUUCUGCCAUCUCCUUUAUCUUAUUUUGUAUUUUUUAACAAGUGCACACUUAGUUACUAAUAAUGCA
Molecule: messenger RNA, 6678 nt
Organism: Lytechinus variegatus (green sea urchin)
Lineage: Eukaryota; Metazoa; Echinodermata; Echinoidea; Temnopleuroida; Toxopneustidae
Gene: hrh2
Product: histamine H2 receptor-like
Exons: 2
Coding region: 2145-3386 (413 amino acids)
Biological process (GO): adenylate cyclase-activating adrenergic receptor signaling pathway
Cellular component (GO): membrane
Molecular function (GO): G protein-coupled receptor activity
Source: RefSeq, a predicted model, not a curated record